UGAUAAAGAACUCAUAUGUUCGGGACAUAAAGCUAAGGAAACAUAGUUUUAAAACCGUUAGAUUCGUAUAUUUAUUAGUUUACUAAAUAUAACUUAAAUUUUAUAUUUUAUUUUUGAAUUAUUUGAUUGACAGUAUUGCAUUAAUUUCCUUAAAAGUAUAUUACACUAACGAAUAUCAUGAAUGGAAACCAAAGUACAUUCAAAGAUAUACCGUCUGAUUCAGGAAUUCUAAAACCGCAAGUAACUUAUGUUGAUGAUAAGGAAAAUAUAGAAGAUUUUAUAGGACGAGAAGUUAAAUUAGAUAAAUAUGAAAAUCAUUCAGCACUUGUAACUUAUCACCCACAAAUUCAAUAUGUACCUCCUUUAAAUUUUUCAUUAGUUGAAGAUCAAAUAUAUAGAUCUGGAUUUCCUAUGCCUAUAAAUUAUCCAUUUUUAAAACAGUUAGGGUUAAAAACUAUAAUCUAUUUAGGAGAUCUUGGACAUGAAAAGCCUAAAAAGGAGAAGAAGAAAGAGAAAGAAAAAUCUAAAGAUAAAGAUAAAGAAGGUAAGAAGAAAGAUAAACAAAAUACAGUUGAUACCUAUAAUAAUUACUUAGAAUGGAUUUCAACUACAGAUAUAACUUUUCAUAAUCUUUUGAUCGACUCCUCUCAGGAACCAUUCAACAAGCCUGAAGAGUAUAGACAGGCCCAUGAAUCAUUAACAAAGGCUUUGUACAUAAUUUUAAAUAAAAAUAGUUUUCCUAUAUUAAUCCAUUCAAAUAAGGGUAAACAUAGAACAGGUUUAUUGGUUGGAUUAAUCCGAAAAAUCCUCCAAGGUUGGUGUAUCAGUGGAAUAUUUGAAGAAUAUGAAAAAUUUGCUAUGGGUAAAUCCGAAUUUGAUUUAGAAUUCAUAGAGUUAUGGCAGCCUGAACUAUGGAUUAAUGAUGAGUUAAAACCAGAUUUUGUAAGAAUAUGAAUUAUGAUAAUAGUAUAUUAAUAGAUGUU
Molecule: messenger RNA, 983 nt
Organism: Scheffersomyces amazonensis
Lineage: Eukaryota; Fungi; Ascomycota; Pichiomycetes; Serinales; Debaryomycetaceae
Exons: 1
Coding region: 178-954 (258 amino acids)
Cellular component (GO): cytoplasm
Molecular function (GO): phosphatase activity; inositol diphosphate tetrakisphosphate diphosphatase activity
Source: RefSeq, a predicted model, not a curated record